AUAAAUAUUUGUAUAUCCUCCAUAAUUUAUGUUUUGACAUUACAAUGUGGUUAAUGUGUUUUUUUAGCCCUUUCUGAUAAUUUCAUUCAAAAGCCUUCGGGGGCAUUUGACCAGGAUGAUGCCCAUUAACUUUUUAUGUCCAUCAUGGGAGCGAUUGAAACUUGCACUCAAAAAAAUGGAUUGUCUUCUUUACUCAUAGAAAUUGGAGGGGAGUCAACCAGCUCUGUGAGAUGUAGUGCAUGUGGCCACACAAGUUACUGCAUCACUCCUAUGUACGACUGUAGCAUUGAUAUCCCGACAUCAUGCAAAUCUUUGGAAUAUGCUCUCAAGAGUUACUUUGCUACAGAAAUCCUUGAUGGUAGCAAUAAAUACCUUUGUACAAGGUGUGGUACACGGACAAGGGCAGAGAAAAAAAUAUCUGUUACUGAAUUACCUAAAGUUCAUUUUAAAAG
Molecule: messenger RNA, 452 nt
Organism: Exaiptasia diaphana
Lineage: Eukaryota; Metazoa; Cnidaria; Anthozoa; Actiniaria; Aiptasiidae
Product: ubiquitin carboxyl-terminal hydrolase 17-like
Exons: 5
Biological process (GO): protein deubiquitination
Cellular component (GO): nucleus; cytosol
Molecular function (GO): cysteine-type deubiquitinase activity; cysteine-type endopeptidase activity
Source: RefSeq, a predicted model, not a curated record